UGGAUCCACAUGGUGCCUGCUGGUGCUGCGAGGAUAAGGGAGCGAGACCCCUGGUCAGUUCUGCCGUCAAUACCACCACCAUGGCCGUGCCAUGUUCGGGUCAUCCUUGCUAUUGUCCAGACUGUGGACACCAGAAAAAAAGAAGUCAAGCUACCAUUUCAUCAACCAGUGAGGCAUUUGGGAUUCCCAAACUGCCACCCACCCCCAACAACCUUGCCCCCACCAAUCCUGGCCACUAGGAACCCCUUCCCGGAACCCUGGCUGGCUGAUGUCACAGACAGAUGACCUCACUGCGGCCGAGGAUCUCUGUGACAUGGGGGAGGGGAAAGGAUGUUUCUCCGUCACCCCAACCCCCCAUGUCUGUGGUGAAGUCGAUCGAAUUAGUGCUGCCCAAGGAUGCAGUCUACCUGGCCGGCUGCAUCAUCGAAGGACAGGUGGUCCUAACUCUGAACAGCACCCUGGUGGACCCCAUCGUGAAGGUGGAGCUCGUGGGAAGAGGUUACGUGGAGUGGAAUGAAGAAACUGGGGCGUCCCGCGAUUAUAGCCGAGAAGUUAUUUGCAACAACAAGGCUGACUACGUGCACAAGACAAAGACAUUCCCAGUGGAGGAUAAUUGGUUAAGUGCAGGCAGCCACACCUUUGACUUCCAUUUCAACUUACCUCCCAGGCUCCCUUCCACCUUCACCAGCAAAAUCGGCAACAUCUUUUACUUCGUGCAGGCCUCCUGCAUGGGUCGGGAGCACAUUCUAGCCAAGAAGAAAAUAUACUUGAUGGUUCAAGGCACUUCCUCGAUUUUCCACACAGAAAAAUCAUUGCAGAACCCUCUGUUCGUGGAGGCUGAGAAGAAGGUGUCUUACAACUGCUGCAGCCAGGGCACCAUCUGCCUGCAGAUCCAGAUGGAAAAGAAUACCUUCACGCCGGGGGAGAGGGUCAUUUUCACCACUGAAAUCAACAACCAGACCAGCAAGUGCAUUAAGACGGUCAUCUUCGCCCUCUAUGCCCACGUGCACUACGAGGGCUUCACGCCAAACGCGGAGCGCCGCUCCAGGGUGGAUAGCAGUGAGCUGCUCAGGCAGGAGGCCAACACCCACAUCACGGCCUUCAACACCACCAAGAUCGUCAGCACUUUCCACCUCCCACCCGUGCUGUCCGUGAGCGGUAGCGGCUCACAGGACAGCGAGAUCAUGAACACCCAGUACGAGCUGGUCAGCACCGUCCACCUGCCCUGGACCCUGACCAGCGUCAAGGCCAAGGUGCCCAUCAUUAUCACCAGCAACCCCGUGGACUCAAACCAGACCACUGAGGGCUGCCGGACCAGGGCGGCAUUACCCGUGAGCCCAGAUCGACAGAAUUAAAUGCCCAAACGUCUAAAUAUUAAAAGUUUUAUCAGACUCUAAGGUAGAUCUUUCCUUCACCUCGCACAAAUGGCCUUUGGAUGAGUCUGCCUGUGGGCAGCAUGUGACCCAAACCUCACCAAGCUCCAGCCGUGCAGGCAUCCGCUUCUCCCAUCCCAAGAAAGAUCUGUAAAUGACAGGAGAGGCCAAAGCCUUCCAGCCUGACAAAACCUUCCAGGACUUGCCCCGGUUAGCACCCCAGGCCCACCUCCUUGCUUACUCUUACACUACCUAGAUGAGGGAUCCCCCACUGGGAGUGACUCUGCCCUCCAGAGGAUAUUGGCAAAGUCGGGUUGUAUUGGUUGUCCCGACAGGAAGGAGCAGCGUGUGCUCCUGGCAUCCAUUGGGUGGGGGCCAGGGAUGCUGCUCCACAGUGCCCAGGACAGCCCCCCAUGAAGGAUGUGUGCAGUCACUCAGUCGUGUCCAACUCUUUGCAAUCCCAUGAACUGUAGCCCGCCAGGCUCCU
Bubalus bubalis (water buffalo) is the source of this 1860-nucleotide messenger RNA. It is a transcript of the gene ARRDC5, whose product is annotated as arrestin domain containing 5. The record is from RefSeq and is a predicted model, not a curated record. The coding region runs from base 282 to 1355 and encodes 357 amino acids. Gene Ontology annotation, biological process: protein transport. Gene Ontology annotation, cellular component: cytoplasm. NCBI's taxonomy places the organism in Eukaryota, Metazoa, Chordata, Mammalia, Artiodactyla, Bovidae. The transcript is spliced from 4 exons.